AUGAAUAGGACAAUAACAGUAAUCGCUCUACUAAAAUUUUUCAUAAUUUUUAACUUUUUAACGUUCACUAAUGGAGAAAAUAACUAUCAGAAAUAUGAGGGAUACAAAAUCUAUGAAAUACACUUUAACAACGAAAAUCAAAAUAUACAAUUUAUUAGAAAAUUUCCUCAAAUAACACAACAAUUAACUACUAACCGUCCUAAAAGAGACACCUCUACGAGAGUUCUAAUAUCACCCAGAGAGGAAUUGAAAGUUCUGAAGUAUUUACAAAAGAAAAACAUACACUUCGAUAUAAUCAACCGCAAUGUGGCCGAGAGUAUACGAAAUGAGCGUAAAGCUACCAAUUACUCUGCCUCAGCUAACAUUAUCAAUUUCGAAAGUUAUCAGCGUUUUGACGUUAUCAAUAAUUAUAUGGAGAACUUGAAAAUGCAAUACCCUCAACGGUUGAAACUAAUGAGUGUAGGUAAAUCAUACGAGGGUCGCGAUUUGAAAGCUAUACUAAUAACUAACAAUACAGAGUCAGAAGUUAAAACAGCUGAGAGACCUUUGAUAUUCAUAGAUGCUGGUAUUCAUGCCCGAGAAUGGAUAGCUCCAGCAACGGCUCUUUUUAUAAUGCAACAACUGGUGGAGAAUAAUACUUUUUAUGAAAGGGAGCUAACAAUGUACGAUUGGCUUAUUUGGCCCGUGGUUAAUCCUGAUGGUUAUGAAUAUACUCAUGAGAUCGAUCGUUUUUGGCGUAAAAAUCGCCGACCUUCGAAUUUUUCUAAAUGUUUGGGUGCUGAUUUGAAUAGAAAUUUUGAUUUCAAUUAUGCUUAUUCGGGAGUUUCUAAAAACCCUUGUUCUGAAAUUUUUUGCGGGGAUGAAGCAUUUUCUGAGUCAGAGUCAAAAGCAUUAAGGGAUUUGUUAAUUAGUAUUAAUAACACAUGUCGUAUGUAUUUAACUUUGCAUUCAUAUGGUAAUUACCUUCUAUAUCCUUGGGGUUAUGAAAAAUCUUUACCUUCUACUUGGCCUUAUUUAGAUGCUGUUGCCAGCGCUGGUGCUAGUGCUAUAAAAAAGGCUUCAGGUACCGUUUAUAUGGUGGGUGGUGCGGCAAAUGUAUUAUAUCCAGCAGCUGGUGGUAGUGAUGAUUAUGCCUUUGCUUUGGCCAAAAUUCCUGUUGUCAUUUGCAUGGAAUUACCUUCAGGUGGUAACAAUUUCGAUCCUCCUUCCGAUAAAAUUCAAUCAAUCGUAGAGGAAUCUUGGUUUGGAAUACGGGCGAUGGCUUUGGAAGCUUAUGAAUAUCCUCUCAGAAAUAUAGCGAAUAGUAAUGUUUUUAGUAUGUUUUUUAUGUUGUGUGCUGUAGUGAUAUUAGAAGUGUGA
This is a messenger RNA of Lucilia cuprina (Australian sheep blowfly), 1359 nucleotides long. Its product is annotated as carboxypeptidase B-like. Gene Ontology annotation, molecular function: metallocarboxypeptidase activity; zinc ion binding. Lineage: Eukaryota; Metazoa; Arthropoda; Insecta; Diptera; Calliphoridae. The coding region runs from base 1 to 1359 and encodes 452 amino acids. The transcript is spliced from 3 exons. The record is from RefSeq and is a predicted model, not a curated record. Gene Ontology annotation, biological process: proteolysis.